UGUAGAACAAGCAACAGGAAGAGUUUGAUGGGCAAUGGCCAGUCUCCAGCCCUGCCUCGGCCUCAUUCACCGCUCUCAGCUCAUGCAGGAAACAGUCCUCAGGAUAGCCCUAGGAAUUUUUCUCCCAGUGCCUCAGCCCACUUUUCUUUUGCACGAAGUCAUGGGCACCGAAAUGACAGGACUGAUGGUCGCCGCUGGUCUUUGGCUUCUCUCCCUUCUUCUGGCUAUGGUACAAAUACGCCCAGCUCAACUGUUUCUUCAUCCUGCUCAUCCCAGGAGAAGCUACACCAGUUACCAUACCAACCGACACCUGAUGAACUACAUUUUUUGUCUAAACAUUUCUGUACCACUGAGAGCAUUGCCAGUGAUAACAGGUGCAGGACCACUGCAAUGCGCCCUCGGUCCCGAAGUCUCAGCCCCGGACGUUCUCCUGCCUGCUGUGACAAUGAAAUAAUUAUGAUGAACCAUGUCUACAAAGAAAGGUUCCCAAAGGCAACAGCUCAGAUGGAAGAGAGGCUUCAGGACAUUAUAACAAAUCAUUCUCCAGAGAAUGUCCUGCCCCUGGCAGAUGGAGUGCUCAGCUUUACCCACCAUCAGAUCACAGAACUGGCUCGAGAUUGUUUGGAUAAAUCCCGCCAGGGCCUUAUCACAUCACGAUACUUCCUUGAAUUACAGCAGAAAUUAGACAAAUUGCUGCAGGAGGCUCAAGAGCGAUCAGAAAGUGGAGAAAUGGCAUUUAUUAAGCAACUUGUCCGAAAAAUCCUGAUAGUUAUUGCUCGUCCUGCUCGCUUACUGGAAUGCCUGGAAUUUGAUCCCGAAGAGUUUUACUAUCUUUUGGAAGCGGCUGAAGGCCAUGCUAAAGAGGGGCAGGGCAUUAAAACAGACAUCCCUCGAUAUAUUAUUAGCCAGCUGGGCUUAAAUAAAGAUCCUCUGGAAGAAAUAGCUGAGCUAGCUAACUGUGACAGUGGGACAGCAGAAACUCUGGAAGCAGAUGAAUCAAUAAAUAGCUCUAAUACCUCACUGAAGCUGCAGAGGAAACCUCGGGAAAGUGAUUUUGAAACAAUUAAACUGAUUAGUAAUGGAGCUUAUGGUGCGGUUUAUUUUGUGAGACACAAAGAAACCAGACAAAGAUUUGCCAUGAAGAAAAUUAAUAAGCAGAAUCUCAUCCUCCGAAACCAGAUCCAACAGGCCUUUGUCGAGCGUGAUAUCCUGACAUUUGCAGAAAAUCCAUUUGUUGUGAGCAUGUAUUGCUCCUUUGAAACAAGACGUCAUUUAUGCAUGGUCAUGGAAUAUGUAGAAGGUGGAGACUGUGCUACUUUGAUGAAGAAUAUGGGUCCCUUACCUGUAGACAUGGCAAGGAUGUAUUUUGCAGAGACUGUUCUGGCCUUGGAAUACCUUCAUAAUUAUGGAAUUGUACACAGGGAUUUGAAACCAGACAAUUUAUUGGUAACAUCCAUGGGCCAUAUAAAGCUUACAGACUUUGGUCUGUCAAAGGUGGGGCUAAUGAGUUUGACUACCAAUCUCUAUGAGGGUCACAUUGAGAAGGAUGCCAGAGAAUUCCUUGACAAACAAGUUUGUGGUACACCUGAAUACAUAGCUCCUGAAGUGAUACUGAGACAGGGUUAUGGAAAACCAGUGGACUGGUGGGCUAUGGGAAUUAUCCUUUAUGAAUUUCUUGUUGGGUGUGUGCCAUUCUUUGGAGAUACACCAGAAGAGCUGUUUGGACAAGUAAUCAGUGAUGAAAUCAACUGGCCUGAAAAGGAUGAAGCACCACCUCCAGAUGCCCAGGAUCUGAUUACGCUGCUGCUCAGGCAGAAUCCUUUGGAAAGACUGGGAACAGGUGGUGCAUAUGAAGUAAAACAGCAUCAGUUCUUCAGGAGCCUUGACUGGAAUAGUCUGCUGAGGCAGAAAGCAGAAUUUAUUCCUCAGUUGGAGUCUGAAGAUGACACAAGUUAUUUUGACACUCGUUCUGAGAAAUAUCACCAUAUGGAAACUGAGGAAGAAGAUGAUACCAAUGAUGAAGAUUUUAAUUUGGAGAUAAGACAGUUUUCAUCAUGUUCACACAGAUUUUCAAAAGUUUUUAGUAGCAUAGAUCGAGUCACUCAAACGCAAGGUGAAGAAAAAGAAGAUGCAGGAGACAAAACAAAAAGUGUGACGUUGCCUUCUGUGGAAUCUUUAAGCUGGAGUUCAGAAUAUUCUGAAAUACAACAAAUAUCUACAUCUAUCUCCUCUGACACUGAGAGGCAGCGACACAGUUCUGGUUUGCUUCCGAAGUUGGCCAUAUCAGCUGAAGGAGAACAGGAUGAUUCCACCAGCUUAGUGGGACUCCAGGAGGAACAGGACAAGCCUACGUUUGUGAGCGAGGAAAUAGUGCAAGAUGAACCUGAAGUAACCACUCCAGCAAGUACAAUCAGCAGCUCCACGCUGUCAGUUGGCAGUUUUUCAGAGCACUUAGAUCAGAUAAAUGGAAGAAGUGAGAGUGUGGACAGUACAGAUAACUCCUCGAAGCCACCCAGUGAAGUCACAUCUCACAUGGCUCGUCAGCGAUUAGAAAGCACAGAGAAAAAGAAGAUCGCUGGAAAAGUCACAAAGUCCCUUUCUGCAAGUGCUUUGUCCCUCAUGAUCCCAGGAGAUGUGUUUGGUGUUUCUCCUUUGGGAAGUCCUAUGUCUCCUCAUUCCCUGUCAUCUGAUCUUUCAUCCUCCCGAGAUUCAUCUCCAAGCCGUGAUUCAUCAAUUGCUGUUGCAAGUCCUCAUCAACCAAUAGUAAUUCACAGUUCAGGAAAAAAGUAUGGCUUCACCAUCAGAGCAAUCAGGGUUUACGUGGGUGACAGCGAUGUCUACACUGUGCACCAUAUUGUUUGGAAUGUGGAAGAAGGGGGUGCAGCUUACCAAGUGGGUCUAAAAGCUGGAGACCUGAUCACUCAUAUCAACGGAGAGCCAGUGCAUGGUCUUGUUCAUACGGAAGUCAUUGAGUUGUUGUUAAAGAGUGGCAACAAAGUCUCAGUCACGACAACCCCUUUUGAAAAUACUUCCAUCAAGACAGGACCUGCCAGGCGAAACAGCUACAGAAGCCGAAUGGUCAGGCGCAGCAAGAAAACCAAGAAGAAAGAGAGUUUAGAGAGGAGAAGAUCUCUUUUUAAAAAGCUGGCCAAGCAACCCUCUCCUCUUCUUCACACCAGCAGAAGUUUCUCCUGCCUGAACCGAUCGCUUUCAUCAGGGGAGAGCUUGCCUGGGUCUCCAACCCACAGCUUAUCUCCUAGAUCACCUACCCCAAGCUACCGCUCUACUCCUGAUUUUCCAUCUGGUACUAACUCUUCCCAGAGUAGCUCCCCUAGUUCAAGUGCUCCCAAUUCUCCAGCUGGUUCAGGACACAUAAGACCCAGCACUCUUCAUGGCUUGGGUCCAAAGCUUGGUGGGCAAAGAUACAGAUCAGGAAGACGCAAAUCGGCUGGCAGCAUUCCUCUGUCUCCUCUUGCACGAACACCUUCUCCAACACCUCAACCAACAUCUCCUCAGCGAUCUCCAUCACCAUUGCUAGGACAUUCAAUUGGAAAUACAAAAAUAGCUCAGUCUUUUCCUAGCAAAAUGCACUCCCCUCCAACUAUUGUAAGGCAUAUUGUUAGGCCAAAGAGUGCAGAGCCACCAAGAUCUCCACUGUUAAAGAGAGUCCAAUCUGAAGAGAAACUUGCACCAUCUUAUGGCAGUGAUAAGAAACACUUAUGUUCACGAAAACACAGUCUGGAAGUGACGCAGGAAGAAGUGAAUAGAGAAUUGUCCCAAAGGGACGUGACUCUUCAGAGCUUGGAGGAGAACGUAUGUGACGUGCCAUCACUCACGCGAGUUAGGCCUGCAGAGCAGGGCUGCUUGAAACGACCCAUCUCCCGAAAAUUAGGUAGGCAAGAAUCUAUUGAUGAGCUGGACAGAGAGAAGCUGAAGGUCAAGAUAGUUAUGAAAAAGCAAGAUUUUCCUGAAAAAGCAAAUGCUGCUAUACAUGAACCUGGUAGCGAACCAGAAAGUACAAAUACAUUAAGACUGGAAGAAAGAGACAAAAAGGCAUUCCAGAAGGUAUUAGAAAGAUCAAAUCAGUUUGAAACAAAAAUUGUUGCUUUGGAGACCCAGUCAGCUGGUGGCAUACUCAAAGACACCCUUCAAAAGAAUGCAAACUUGAGAUCAAAUGAUGGUGUUGCUUUAGAUGCACAGAUACUGUGUCAUGGGCCUCCACCUAAUGAAAUCAGUCCUAUUUCUUAUGACUUUAAAAGAAUUUCUCCUCCGUGUACACUGCAAGAUGUGCUACCUCAGUCUUCUGACAGGAUGUUAAACGGAAAGGGAGAAAACACAGAUAAAAAUGUACCAACAAAAGAAUUUGUCAAAUUUGAAAGAUUAGAUGGUAAACUUGCAAAUAUUGAUUAUCUUAGAAAGAAAAUGUCCAUUGAAGAAAAAGAUGACAGUGUCUGUCCAGUGCUAAAACCCAAAUUGACAUCAAAUGUUCAUGAAUGCCUUCAACUUAAUACAGGCAGACCCAUAAACAUACAGCAGGACUCCACUGCAGUUGCUGAUGGUAGAGCAUUUAUCAGCAGUACACAUGCUGCUCAGAUUAACUCGGUUUCUUUUGUUCCUCUCAAGACCUUGAAUGGCCGAGCAGACAUGAGUGUGGAAAAAUCAGCCCUUAUUUCCACUGAGGCUCCUGUCAGAAAAAGUCCAUCAGAAUAUAAACUUGAUGGGAGGUCUGUUUCCUGUCUGAAGCCAAUAGAAGGCACACUAGACAUUGCCUUACUUUCUGGGCCACAGGCUUCGAAGACUGAACUGCCUUUGUGCGUGCUGCCAGAAGGACAGAGCACCAGCAGUGAUGGGGGAUCUCCUAAAUGCCCAGCACCACAAGGGAGUGGCAGGAAGGCAGAGCUGGCCUGUCAGAAAGAGCAGUUGUUAAGCUAUUCAAAAUCUGUCAAAGUCAAAGUAUCAGAGCCUCAAGUUCUGCAAACAAGCAAGACUUCUCCAAUUCCACCAGUCAUCCCUGUGGCUGCAGAAGUAGUGACAGAGAAAAAGGUUUCUGGUCCAGCUACUAAAGGCCAUAUUUCUGUUAUGGAAGCUGUUCAAAAGAAAGACACCUCCUCUUCAAAACAGAAGGACAAUUCAGUGGAGGUAAAGUCUUGUGUUAUUCAAAGUCAGAGCGUUAAAACUACUCAAACACACUCCAAACUUCCUGCUGUUCAAAGUACUCCUGAGAAAGCUGUAGGAAAAGAGAAGCAAAUACAAAAGGAGUUGCCUGCCAAACAGCCAGUAGCCCAGCGAAGUUGUGAGCCUAUCCCUGCAAAGGUGGAGGUGAUCAGGGAGUCAUCUCUGAAGGUAUCUUCUUCUGAUGUCCUGAUAACUGGCUUCUCCAAAAGCAAUGAAAAAACUUGCGCAGAUUUUGCCAUUCCACCUCAGAUGCAAGGAAAAAUACAGGCAGCUGGCCCCAAGGCACAACCGAAGGAUGGCAGAGAAGCACUGAAACAGCUAGGCAAAGAUGAUAGCAGUGCUGCUAGUAGUUUUGUGGAAAGGGACAUAACCAAGCAGAAAGUUCUCAGUGAGUCUAAGAGAGUUAUUGCAGAGUCAAAGAGUGAAGCUCUUCCAUCCAAACGGCCCAUGCAACCCUCAGUAGAUUGUGAUCCUAAAAAUGAGAAGUCUGCUCUGGUUUCCUCUGUGCAGAAGGACAAUGCCAAAGAUUUAGGGAAGAAAGAUCAGAAACAGCUCACUGACAUAAGGCCUCAAACUACUGAGAGCGAACGGUCCAGCCAAGUUCCUUGGCAGCAACUUAAUGUUUCAGGCUCCCCUGCUGUGAGAGACACUGUAAGCAGAAACUCUGCUGUAGAUGUUCAUGUAGGUGUUCAGGAACAUGUGAAGCCUGCUGCCACCUAUGUGGAAAGCAACAGUAAUAAACACAGGCCAGUCUCUGAUACGAGUUCCUCUAAGUCUAAGUACUUGGAUAAACAGACAUUGUCACAAAAACCAGGCACUCCAACCAUAAAAGAAAAAGAAACUGUUAUUCAGGUGUCUGUCAGCUCCCGGAAAGAUGGGAAACAUGCCAGUAAAAAUGUGCUAGAUGCCCUUUCUUCUGUUUCAGGCUCUUUGAGAAAAACUAGCAAUGAAUAUGUGCAGGCUGAAAGGUCUGUGAGUUUGGAGCAUGGCUCAGUAGUUGCCAUCCAGAUGAGCAGCAUCACUUCUGACACCAAACCCAAAUCCUAUGCUGUCAGCACGGUACCAGCAGGCCCGGAGGGUUCUAAGCAGAUGCAGGUGCAAGAACCAGCAGGCUUGGGGGAAUCUGCCAAUCAAAAGCAACUUCAGCUCAGUGAAAAAGAAACCACGUCUCCAAAGUUUUCCACUGUGAAAGACUGUCUCUUGCUGAACAAACAGGCAGACAGAAUUCCUAGUAACCAGAUGAUGUCUGCAGACAAAAAACCCGAAGGAAAAAUAUGCACUGAUGCACUUUAUGUUCAGCUUGACAGUGGGAAAGUAGAGCCUAUCCUUUGCCUUCCAAACUGCGAUGCCAGAGGGAAAGGAGCAGAAAAAGCAACCGCAAGUAGCAAAAGCUCUCAAGAUUCAAAAGGGAAAGGACAAGUUAAUCAAAAACAGCCAGAGGAUGCAAACAAGCAGAUUGCAAUAAAACAUUUGUCAGCUGCCAGCGGACAGAGUUCUUGUCGUGUGGCUGCAGCACCAGGAAAGCCACUAGCUUGUUCAACCAAUUUCUCUGAAUGUAGACAAGAAGUAUCUGUUCUGUCUUCAGCGAAGAAUGAUGCAUCUUCAGCAAAGGUUAAAGCAGUCUCACCUGAGUUUACCGCAACCUGCAAGGAGCUAAAUAAGAAAAGCACCUCUUCUGCAGGGAGCGGUAAGGCAGAAAUGACUAAAAGUGUUUCACUGAUGGCCUUGCACAGUGCUGCUGCUGUAGUAGAAGCCCACCACCCUGGUUCAAACCUCGGGGGGAAACCUGGAAAUCAAGAAAAGUCUUUUUUCGUUAACACUGUGGAUGUAAAGGGGAGAGAUGCCGCUCAGGCUCAGCAGUCUGCUUCAAGAAAACAGAAUGUAAGUAAAGAGUUAUCCAGGUCAGCAACCACACCUGACCGCCCUAAUGCACUUUCUAAUGACAAAGACGCAGCUCGGCAGCGGCGAGGAAAGGAAGCUUCACGGAGCAGUCCUCACAAAAAAUCCUGUUAA
Charadrius vociferus (killdeer) is the source of this 7188-nucleotide messenger RNA. It is a transcript of the gene MAST4, whose product is annotated as microtubule associated serine/threonine kinase family member 4. The record is from RefSeq and is a predicted model, not a curated record. Gene Ontology annotation, biological process: intracellular signal transduction; peptidyl-serine phosphorylation. The transcript has 26 exons. NCBI's taxonomy places the organism in Eukaryota, Metazoa, Chordata, Aves, Charadriiformes, Charadriidae. The coding region runs from base 28 to 7188 and encodes 2386 amino acids. Gene Ontology annotation, molecular function: ATP binding; protein binding; magnesium ion binding.